Striga asiatica is the source of this 1374-nucleotide messenger RNA. Lineage: Eukaryota; Viridiplantae; Streptophyta; Magnoliopsida; Lamiales; Orobanchaceae. The record is from the annotation of a GenBank genome assembly.
AUGAUCCUCACGGGCCUCCUCCUCUACUCCCGCUCCAUGAUCUCCAUGCUCUUCUUGGGCCGGCUGGGCGACCUCGCCCUUGCCGGCGGCUCAUUAGCGGUGGGCUUCGCCAACAUCACGGGCUAUUCCAUCCUAUCGGGCCUCGCAAUGGGCAUGGAGCCCAUUUGCGGCCAGGCCUUUGGCGCCAAGAGGUACACCCUCCUGGGCCUCACCCUCCAACGGACCGUGCUCCUCCUCCUCCUAACCUCCCUCCCAAUCUCCUUCCUCUGGCUCUACAUGAAACAGAUUCUCCUCUUUUGCGGCCAGGACGAGUCCAUUGCGGCCCAGGCCCAAACUUAUCUCCUCUACUCAAUACCCGAUUUGCUGGCCCAAUCUCUGCUGCAUCCCCUCAGGAUCUACCUCCGGGCCCAAUCCGUGAACCUACCGCUCACCCUCUGCGCCGCCGUCUCCAUUUUACUGCACGUGCCGAUAAACUAUCUCCUCGUGUCGAAACUCAAUCUGGGAAUCGAAGGCGUCGCCUUGAGCGGCGUUUGGACCAAUUUCAACGUCGUCGUUUUGUUGAUUGCGUAUAUAUACUUCUCAGGCGUUUACGAGAAGACGUGGGCCCGCCCGUCCAUGGACUGCUUCAGGGGAUGGAAGUCUCUAUUGGGCCUGGCCGUGCCCAGCUGCAUUUCGGUCUGCCUCGAGUGGUGGUGGUACGAGAUAAUGAUUUUGCUAUGUGGGCUUCUCGUCAGCCCAAAAGCCACGGUGGCCUCGAUGGGAAUACUCAUUCAGACUACAGCCUUGAUUUACAUUUUCCCGUCCUCUUUGAGUUUCGGGGUGUCCACGCGGGUCGGGAACGAGAUCGGAGCCCGAAGGCCCGAGAGGGCGAAACUUGCGGCAUUAGUCGGGCUUGCCGGAAGCUUCGGGCUCGGGCUCUCGGCCCUGUUUUUCGCGGUCUCAGUGAGGAAUGUGUGGGCGGGAAUGUUCACACAGGACAAGGAGAUCAUAGCGCUGACGUCACUAGUUUUGCCGAUAAUUGGGCUUUGCGAGCUGGGGAACUGCCCGCAGACGACGGGCUGCGGGGUGCUGAGAGGGACGGCCCGGCCCAAAGUCGGCGCGAACAUUAACCUAGGCUGUUUUUAUUUGGUGGGGAUGCCGGUGGCGGUGGGCCUGGCCUUUUUUUACAAGAUGGACUUUGAGGGCCUGUGGCUCGGGCUUCUGGCGGCCCAGGCCUCGUGUAUGGUGACGAUGAUGGUGGUCUUGGUCCGGACGGAUUGGGAGUUUGAGGCCCGACGGGCAGAGGAGCUGACCAAAGGAUACGAAAAGGCCGCCAUUGAAGAGGAUAUUGAUCAAAAUCAGAAGCCGGUUAAACAAGGAGAUUGUUUGUGUUAA